AUGGAUGAUCUUAAUGGUAGUUCGCAGCUAAGGCCGUAUUAUGAUGCGGGCUCAUUCAACGCAGGAUAUUCGGCUGUUUUCAAGCCAGACUAUGGUGUGGUUGAUCCGAAUGGGUUCAAUAUUGCAUCUAAGUUGAAUGUGGUGACGCAGCAAGGGCUUAAGAAGUAUGGAAAACGAAUUGGAGGUGAUCGGAAGAUGCUAAGUGAAUUAACUACUGGUAUUAAGGCGCGUUUUGGUGGUAUUGGGUCCGAAUACGGCGAUGGGAAUGUGAACGAGAAGGUUAUCAAGUCUUUGGGCAGUCUGGAGUGGGCCGAUAUAUGCAAUUACAGAAUUUGGAGGAGUGUAUUCAACCGUUUGCUGCAGGAAUUUUUGAAGAAGUACUUUCAGCAUUUAAUUCAGCUCCCAUUUGAUACAGCGAGGUUAUUGUUGCAGGUUGGUAAGUUUGAUGCAGCUGGGAUGUCGUCGAAUAAGAGGGCUGGUCAUAGGAUAGAUGGGUCUUCGAAUGAUUUGGAUAGUGGUGAUGAAGAUAUUGAUUAUUUCCCAACGGUUGGGGUUCAUAACGACAACGGAAGAUGGGGCUCUCGGACGGAACCUUCAGAAAUAGUGGCAUCCUCUAGCCAGCAGAUUGCACCAUCUUCUUUACACACGAUGGAAAUUUUAAAUAGCAUUAUGGAUAAAGAAGGUACGAAAGGUGUGUGGAGAGCUAACAACACAGUAUUCAUCUACAACUUUCUCUCGGAGUCGUUGGAUGCAUGGUUCACAGGACUGCUCUCUCCCUUCCUACAUGUCCCAGACCCUUACUUUAUUGACAUUAUUCAUUCUCCUGAUAUACAAAAGUCUGUUAUACUAACGUUAGCGGCCGGUGUUUUUACAGGCCUAGUGUUGCUCCCAUUAGAUUUGAUCAAAACUAGGCUAACUAUUGGUCAAAUAGGAAACGGCCAAGAGAGGUCGCUACGGUGUCUAGUCAGAAAGUGGUCAUGGAGAGACUAUUUCAAGUCGUUGCCAGGUGAAAUGGUUGUUCUAAAUAUGACAAAUUCGUUGGUAGGAAGAGCUUUCAAGGAAUUGACUAGUAUACUGCUGUAUCAAAAAUACAACAUCGACAGGUUUUCAAGCCGUAUAAUCUACCACACUUUAGAUUUCAUAUCCAAUUGUAUUCAGCUCUUCUUUAAAUUACCGGUAGAGGCACUUUUGAGGCGCUGUCAAGUGAAAUACUUACUGGAUGAAGACACACCAUUCCAUAUAAGCCCACAGGAUUUGAUUAUAAAACCCCGUUCAUACCGCAACAUAUUUGUCACUUUCCGCAACUACGAUACAAUAGCUGAAUUAUGGCGGGGCUGGAGAAUAGGCUUGAUGGGUGUGAUCUGUGGACAUGGCUUGAGGUUAAUAGAGCUGCAGAAUGUAGUCACAGAAGAGGAAGAAAAGUUUUGA
This is a messenger RNA of Eremothecium cymbalariae DBVPG#7215, 1428 nucleotides long. RefSeq names its product mitofusin complex protein UGO1 (gene UGO1). The record is from RefSeq and is a predicted model, not a curated record. The coding region runs from base 1 to 1428 and encodes 475 amino acids. Lineage: Eukaryota; Fungi; Ascomycota; Saccharomycetes; Saccharomycetales; Saccharomycetaceae. The transcript has a single exon.